Molecule: messenger RNA, 1180 nt
Organism: Brachypodium distachyon (stiff brome)
Lineage: Eukaryota; Viridiplantae; Streptophyta; Magnoliopsida; Poales; Poaceae
Product: 26S proteasome non-ATPase regulatory subunit 8 homolog A
Exons: 6
Coding region: 122-925 (267 amino acids)
Biological process (GO): proteasome-mediated ubiquitin-dependent protein catabolic process
Cellular component (GO): proteasome regulatory particle, lid subcomplex; nucleus; proteasome regulatory particle
Source: RefSeq, a predicted model, not a curated record
CAACAGCCAAAGCCUCCUCCACCAGAACCUCCAACCGGCUCCGAUUGCAAGAGAAAAAAAAAGGUCGACAGAACCGAGACGAAGAGGAAAGCUCCAGCGACCGCCGCCGCCGCCGCCAUCGAUGGAUCCGAAGCUCACGGAGGUCACCCAGCUGUUCGCCCGCUUCAAAGCGGCCUACUCCCGGAACGACCUCGACGUCUGCGCCAACCUCCUCUCGCAGCUGAAGGUCCUCCUCACCAAGUUCCCCAGCCUUCCGCCAUCGUUCCAGCAGACACCGAACGCCGUGGAGGAGCUGAAACUUGCGAGGGACAUUUACGAGCAUGCAGUUGUUUUGAGUGUGAAGAUGGAAGACCAAGAUGCAUUUGAAAGGGACUUCUGCCAGCUCAAGCCGUAUUACAUGGACACAUGUGGCAUAAUUCCCCCAUCACCGGAGGAGUACCCAAUUUUGGGGCUUAAUCUUCUGAGGCUGUUGGUCCAGAAUAGAAUUGCGGAGUUCCACACUGAGCUGGAGCUUCUGCCCGCCAAAGCACUAGAUAAUCUUUGCAUCAAGCACGCAGUCGAGCUUGAGCAGUCCUUUAUGGAGGGCGCCUACAACCGAGUCUUGAGUGCUCGACAGGCUGUGCCGCAUGAAACCUAUGUAUACUUCAUGGACCUUCUUGCUAAGACAGUUAGAGAUGAAAUAGCUGGAUGCAGCGAGAAGGGAUAUGAUUAUUUGUCAAUAAGUGAUGCAAAGGAAAUGUUCAUGUUCAGCUCUGACCAAGAGCUGCAACAGUACAUCACCGAGGAACACCCUGAGUGGGAUGUCAAGAAUGGCUCAGUCUUCUUCCAAAAGGCGAAGGAGUCCCAGCCCUGCAAGGAGAUACCGGCUGCACCGGUCAUCAACCAAACCCUCGGCUACGCGAGGGAAUUGGAAAGGAUUGUGUGAUCUGCUCCUGUGAUCUUUUGAUGUUUCUCUGUAACCGUUCAUGGUGCCCUGUAUUAUCAAUACGUUCGUGAUAUGCUCUGGUGGCAGGCAGCUUUGGACAGUGAAUUUCCAUGAAAAGGUCGAUUAUUGGAUUGUCUUGUUUACUCAGCUGUAUUUCGUUAAAAUCAUUUGUUUGACUUAACUGUUUCCAAACUGAUUUGCGGUACACACAAGUGCAGACUAUCGGCAAAAAUGGCAAACGUAACAUUGAAUUUA